GAGCUAAUAUAAAAACAGGAACCGCUAAGGUUAGAAAAUGUAUAGAGGCAAAAAAGCCAGAAAAAUUAAAACAUUGGAAAAUUUACUCAUCCGGUGGUGCUGUCAGGGUGGAAGGAAGCAAGAUUUUCCCUUUGUGAAGUGAAGAACGUUGCUGAAAAGACUUAAUCAUCAAACUUCUACCAUUAUCACUGGUGUGUCAGUGUUGAAGUGUCCAACAACAUGGCCCCUUCACUAGCCACAGCUUUCGCACGCCGCUGGUGGAUGGCAGUGACCGCGGUGAUUGAGAAUCUGCUCUUUUCUGCUGUACUCCUGGGAUGGGGCUCGUUACUUAUCAUGCUGAAAUCAGAGGGCUUCUACUCCUCCCUCUGCAAAGAACGAGACAAUAACACAAUGCACAAUGUGUCUGAAGAGAGUGCGGGAGUCAUGGUAAGCCCAGCAAACCAUACCGAAGAGUUCUUGAAAAUGAAUGGCUGGCCCAUCUGUAAAGAGCAGGACGAGAUGCUGAAUCUGGCCUUCACCAUCGGCUCCUUCCUUCUGAGCGCUAUUACAUUGCCGCUGGGCAUCAUCAUGGACAAGUACGGGCCACGCAAACUUCGCUUGCUUGGCAGUGCCAGUUUUGCCGUCUCCUGUAUCCUGAUUGCUUAUGGAGCCAGUGAUCCAAGAAAUCUGUCAAUCCUGAUCUUCUUUGCUCUGGCACUGAAUGGAUUCGGGGGCAUGUGUAUGACCUUUACCUCCCUCACACUCCCUAACAUGUUUGGAGAUCUACGCUCCACUUUCAUCGCGCUCAUGAUUGGAUCCUACGCAUCCUCUGCUGUCACGUUUCCAGGGAUUAAGGUGAUCUACGACCUUGGCGUGGCCUUUAUCACCAUCUUGGUUGUCUGGGCUGCCUGUGCUGGUCUUGUCUUCAUCAACUGCUUCUUUAACUGGCCUCUGGAGCCCUUUCCUGGACCCGAGGACAUGGACUACACUGUGAAGAUCAAGUUCAGCUGGCUGGGCUUUGACCAUAAGAUCACAGGCAAGCAGUUUUACAGGCAGGUGACCACUGUGGGCCGCAGACUGAGUGUGGGGAACUCCAUGAAAAACCAGCUGGCCACACAGGACGGAAACAAGAUCUGCUUGUCCACGGUUGACCUAGAUGUGCAGUGCAAGUCUACAGUGGAGUCCCAGUCAUUCAUGCGCAGUGUCUUCAGCCCCAUCUUCAUGCUCAGCCUGAUCACCAUGUGUGUCACUCAGCUGCGACUCAUCUUUUACAUGGGUGCCAUGAACAGCAUCCUGGAGUCCUUUACUGAAGGAGACCUCAGCAGAGUGGAAAAGAUGGAAAUGGUGAGCACAUACACAUCUAUCUUUGGUGUGCUACAGCUGCUGUGUCUCUUGACUGCUCCAGUCAUUGGGUAUAUCAUGGACUGGAAAUUAAAAGAGUGUGAAGACAAGAAUGAGAAACAAAUCAUAAAAGACCCCACCCAACCAAAGAAGCGUGACAGGCAGAUCCAGCAGAUCGGCAAUGCCACCAGGGCCUUUAUCUUCACCAACCUGCUGCUGGUGGGCUUCGGCAUCACCUGCCUGGUCUCCAACCUGCCUCUGCAGAUUUUCUCCUUUAUAUUGCACACCAUCGUGAGAGGCUUUAUCCAUUCUGCUGUGGGAGGCCUGUAUGCUGCUGUGUACCCCUCCUCUCAGUUUGGCAGUUUGACAGGACUGCAGUCUCUGAUCAGCGCUCUCUUUGCUCUUCUGCAGCAGCCUCUUUUCAUGGCCAUGAUGGGCCCAUUAGAGGGAGAUCCUCUCUGGGUAAAUGUGGGCCUGCUGGGUGUCAGCAUGCUGGGCUUCUGUCUCCCUGGAUAUCUCAUCUGUUAUGGCAAGCAGUUACGCAGGCAAAAACAGGAGCGUGAGGAUGACCCCAAGAUCUGUCUCAAGAACGGCAACAACCAAGAGGCAUUUGUCUGAACACGGACUCGCACAUUAAAGGCACAAAUCAGACUGAGAACCAAGAGGCAGUAGAACAGGAAGGAGAGAGGAAUCAUAGUUGCAAAGAGUGUAAUUCAUCUGUCCUCUUUCGGGUAUCUUCAACAGUGUUCCGCUACUCUAACACACACAGAAACACAUAGAAAAAGCAGCACAUGUAUUUGAACCCACCAAUGUGCUACCAACACAUUCACACAUGCUGUAGUCUCAGUAUCAGAUUUUCUGGUUGAACCAAGAUUAUCUACUGGAAAAAAAAAGUUCCUUUAAAGUGUUUUAAAAAGUUCCUCUAGUGUUAUCUGUGUAGCUGAAAUUCUCCUGUGGAUUAUGUGGACCUAACUACACUAUCAAGCCCCUUCUCUGUGCAUUAUAUAAACCCAGAUAAGAAGCCCGGACAGCCAACAAUACCUGAGUUCCUAGGUAUGAUUACCAUAUUUACUGGGUUUAAUUUACCUUUUACUGUCUGAUUACCCUGCCUCGUUUGCCAGUCCUGAUCUAUGUGGCCAGACUAAAAUAAAAAGGAGGAUAAAUUCCAUAGCGAUGAUACCAAACAAUCUUGUUUCUCCUGGAUAUUUCCCAGUCGGUUGGAUGAACACUGUGAACCACAUAUGAGGGACAUCUGAUGCUACCUGCACUGGCUCUCCUCUUACCCUUCAAUCUUAUUGAAGAACUUAUAAUACUCCUGAGUAAAACAGAUAUGAGCCACAUACACACUACCUAUCUGGCUUGACACGUCAAGAUUGUGCAAAGAAAGAGAAAAUGAAAAAAGGAGCUCCACAAAGGCAUAAUAUCCUGUUUUUACUUUUUGGAUCUUUAAAAAAAUAUAUAUUCCUGUUCUUCAUAUUACGGAUAUAUAGACAUACAGUAUUAAGGACAUACAGUACAUUAUGGACGGCAUGCUUAAAAAACAGAGAGAACCAUCUGCUUCAAGUCUUUUCAGACAUGCAUUAUUGCAAGUUAUUAUGACUAUAACCUCAGUUAUGUGACUUGAUAAUUCUGGUUCCUCCAGUGUUUACAAUGAUCUUACAGUCACAAAAACAGAUCCUAGUUGAACGCUUCUCCUUUGAGAGCUUUAACGAUUGCAGAUUAGGCCAGAUCCAGCAGUAUGUUAGACACUAGGAGUGGGCAUGAUGGCAAAAAUAUCAUAUUGCGAAAUUUGGAGAUGUCUUAUAUUGUUAUAUUUAGUUUUGCCACGAUUAACUGAGGCAGAGAUUUACAUGAAAUUCGAGCAUUUAAUAAGGGAAAAGAUGCGCACAGUGGCUUAAUUCUUCACACUUCUGGGGAUGGGAGUUCUUGCUGGGAAUCUUGCCUCAGGUCUGUGUGCAUCGAGUUUGCAUGAGGUGGCUUUCCUCCAGGUACUCUUGUUUCCUCCCUUCGAAGAUCUGUGAUUUAGGCCAAAUGAUGUUUCAAAAUUGCUCAUAGUGUAUGAUUGUGUGCCCGUACCAUGCUUUGUGCCCUGGAUAGACUCCAGGCCCCAUGUUAUCCUACACAGGAUAACCGGUAUAGAUAUUAGAUUAUUUCUAAUGUCGAAUCAUUUACAGCAAUAAUGAAAAAAACACUGACUCUGCUGCUGGAACUGUUCACAGUACUUAUAAAAGUGUGUCUUGAUCUUAAUAUAUCGCAAUAUAGAUAUCAUAUUGUUAUAUCGCCCAACAUUACUACCCACAGCACAGCAUGGCCAUGAUACUGCAGCUUUUCCUAAAAGGAGCCUGCUGCAUGUACUAAAUUAAAUAUAUAUUAAACAUGCGCUUUAUAAUUAUUGUAUGUUUUUUAAGAACAGUUAAAGCUGUAGCAUUAAAGUACCAAGCUGAUUAUUAUUAUUAUCUGAUUUAGCUGAUCAUUAGCAGUGCAAUGCAGAUUGUAGUUUACUAAGUUUCGAGAUAUAUUUCAAUUUCAGAUGAUUAGGAAGUUGCAGUGGACGUACAGUAUUACUCUAAAGUAAUGUUGUGCUUCACGAGUGGCUCCUGGAUGGUAACUUGAAAGCAAACAAGUGACUGUAAUAAAACAGAAAAUAAUUCACAUAUAGUAUUUUAUGCAUAUAGAAUUCACAUAUAGUACAACAGACUGAAUUUCACCAGCAAUAAGGUGCAAACCCAUAUUUAAUAGACUAAAAGUAUUGUACUCAUUCAUAGUGUGUCAGUGUUUUCCACCCAGUGUUGUAAAGGUAAACAUGAUAGUUAUAAUUAUAAUAGUAAUAAUAAUAAUAAUAAUAAUUAUUAUUAUUAUUAUUAUUAUAGAGGUUUCUUUCUUCUUUGUAUUUUUUUUUUACAUUUCAAGUUUUGCUUCAUCUAAUGAUGCUUUGCAUUCUUUUCAUGGAGAGAAAAUGAAAGACAUGGUGCUGGGUAAAUAUUAAGGAUUGAGCCUGCUCCUGUUAGUAUUUACAGUGAAUGUGUGACGUAAUCCUUCUCCAUACACUGUUGUCUAAGACCAACGUACAAAAGUGCUGUUUAGGCAGUCAGUCAUCUGUGUCCACAAGCGUGUUAGAUGUUUUCCUGUUACCAUGUUUACCCAAAUUGUUCUAAAUAGAAACGUCAUUUUCAUGUUUAUCCAGUAUCGGUUCCUUGUUGUUCCUUGAGUACAUCUGUAGUCACAUAUUUUUUUCAAGUUUGGCUAAACUUGAAUUUACUUUGCUAUUCAAACAGGGCGGUGCUUGAAAUGCUGUAUCACUUCUCUAGUCCCACAUUCAUGUAGCUAAAAUUAAGGCUGAGAUGCACUGGAUUUAGUCUAUGUUGUUUUUUCAUUGAAAGCUCAACUUUAACCCAGACCCAGAAAUGAUUCUCUUUGUUCUGAUUUCAGUGUGUUCUAUUUACGUCAACAUUUUACAAACUCAUGCAGUAUUUAAAUGUUUUAAAACGAGAUUUCCUACACACUUUCACAAUGAAAUGACUAACUGCUAGUUAUGAGAUAAUCACAGCUCUAACAGACCCUGUGUAGUGAUGCAUCAUGUGACAUGAACGUCACAGAGAAACAUCUCUGUUGCCUUAGUGAGUGAGUGCUCUGGUUAAACAGUGGCACUGGUGCACCUUGACCUUUCAUGAGGAUGAUAAAUCAGCAAAAUAUAUCCUUGCUGUGCAUGUAAUCAUAUCCCUUAGUCCUCGCCUCCUACCAAAGGUAGAAAACACAGCUUCACUGAUUUUCCCCAGAGGUGUUUAACUGUGAUUUUCAGUCGAAUAGAUGUGUGCAGAUUUCUUCUCUGUGUGUAGUGUGUACACGUGUCAGUGUUUACAGACUUGAACAUGUUUAGAUAUUAUGAAUUAAAUGUUACAUUAAUGCAGUAUUGUAAUAAAGCACAAGGAAUGUGUGAGUACAACCUUCAUACCACUCCCCCCCCUCCCCCCAAAUACUGGGUAAAAUGCACUUUUUUUCACUGCCAUACCUUAAUUA
Molecule: messenger RNA, 5337 nt
Organism: Clarias gariepinus (North African catfish)
Lineage: Eukaryota; Metazoa; Chordata; Actinopteri; Siluriformes; Clariidae
Gene: slc43a2a
Product: solute carrier family 43 member 2a
Exons: 15
Coding region: 220-1938 (572 amino acids)
Biological process (GO): neutral amino acid transport; transmembrane transport
Molecular function (GO): neutral L-amino acid transmembrane transporter activity; L-amino acid transmembrane transporter activity
Source: RefSeq, a predicted model, not a curated record